GAGAUGGACUUAAAUCACGAACAAGGAUUGGGAGCCCCCUGUCGAAAAUGCAAAGAAAAAUGUACAGGAUUUGAACUACACUUCUGGAAGAAAAUAUGCCGUAACUGCAAAUGUAAGCAGGAAGAGCAUUAUAUAUUCCUGAGCACUGAGGAGGAACCAAAAGUGGGGAGGCUAUUUGAAAACACCAAGUACAACACCUUGAUUGCCAAGCUGAAGUCAGAGGGAAUUCUUUUUGAAAACCAAUAUGCUAUGACAUUGUCCAAACCAUGUGCUGCUGAAAAGAAAGUCUCCAUCAACACUGUUACUCAUGAGAGUGUUUCCCCCUUCCAGAAGCAGGCACUUCCCAGGAGCAUGCAGGUGCUACUUGAUGAGAAAGAGCCAGUGUCCGAUUCAGAGGAGGCACAGUACUGGAAGAAGCAGCUGGCAAAGCAGCUCCCUUCACAUGACCAGGACCCUUCUAAGUGCCAUGAGUUGUCUCCCGAGGAGGUAAAGGAGAUGGAGCAGUUUGUGAAGAAAUAUAAGAAUGAGGCUCUGGGAGUGGGUGACAUGAAGCUUCUCUCUGAUGUGAAUGUUCAACAUUACAAGGUGCACUACCCUACUGGAGACAGAAACACCACAGCAACAGUGGGUUCCAAGGACAUGUCUGCAGAGUCUAAGAAGACCGAAUAUCCCUGUUACUGCUGCAAAAAAACCAUAAAGGAAGGAGAUCUAGUCAUCUUUGCGGAAAGGGCUGGCUAUGAUAAAUGCUGGCACCCAGAUUGCUUUAUCUGCAGCACCUGUGGUGAAUUCCUGGUGCACAUGGUUUACUUCUGGAAGAACGGGAAGCUGUACUGUGGCAGGCAUUACUGUGAGAUCGAGAAGCCCCGCUGUGCUGGCUGUGAUGAGCUGAUAUUCAGCAAGGAAUACACCCAAGCAGAAAACCAGAACUGGCAUCUGAAACACUUCUGCUGCUGUGACUGCAACUACAUCCUGGCAGGAAAAUUAUAUGUGAUGGUCAGUGACAAGCCUGUGUGCAAACCCUGCUACAUGAAGAACCAUGCUGUGGUGUGUCAAGGAUGCCACAGUGUCAUCGACCCGGAAGUGCGGAGAGUAACAUACAACAACUUAAGCUGGCAUGCAUCCACCAAGUGCUUCCUAUGCUCUUGCUGCAGAAAGUGUCUUUUUGGGGAGACAUUCUUGUCUGUAAAGGGAAUGACUUUCUGUUCCAUAGAGUGUAAGAAUAUGAUGUGCUAAGAGCAGAACAAGAGCACCAAGCAGUAUGGAAUUAGAGCAGUCUACAGUGGCCUGCGUUUCCUGAUAAACUGCAAUUAAAUAAAAGAAAAAAAGCUACAUAGUGAA
Molecule: messenger RNA, 1338 nt
Organism: Rattus rattus (black rat)
Lineage: Eukaryota; Metazoa; Chordata; Mammalia; Rodentia; Muridae
Product: testin-like
Exons: 1
Coding region: 4-1233 (409 amino acids)
Molecular function (GO): zinc ion binding
Source: RefSeq, a predicted model, not a curated record